Messenger RNA from Symbiodinium natans, 5601 nucleotides. Lineage: Eukaryota; Dinophyceae; Suessiales; Symbiodiniaceae. The record is from the annotation of a GenBank genome assembly.
AUGGAGCAGGUUGCCGUUCCCAACGCGCUGCCCCAGCUGACGUCCUCCAUCUCGAAGCUCGCCCGACUGAGUCGCUGGAAGCAGGCCGUGGACGUUGCACGCCGUGCAGAAGCCACCGGCUUGCGUCUAGACACAGUGGCUGCAACUGCGCUCCUGAGCGGAGCUGUCCGCGCGCCCUGGGGAAAGGCGACGCUCUGCUUCCAGAGGCUGUGGAAGCUUGGUCCAGAACCGGACGUGGCGAUGCUGAAUGUCAUUGUGUCCGCGCGCGCCCGGAGCUCGAAGUGGCAAGAAGCCUUCGCCCUCAUGUGGUGCAGCGGUGCCUGCGGCGUGGCUAUUUCUUGCCGGACAGUGGUGUCUGCCUUGAAGGCGCCAUGGCUCCACAGCACUGCGCUCCUGGCAGCCCCCGGGAUCCCAAUCAACACCGUCGUUCUGAACGCCGCCGUGGCUGCAGGAGCUCAGCGUCUCGGGGACUUUAAGAAGAGGAAGCUGGAGCCGGACGUAGUGUCCUUCAACACGGCUGCCGAUGUGUCGGCGAAGCUCGGGCAGUGGGAGGAGACUGCUUGGCUGUUGCAGCACCUCCAGGAACAGGGGUUGGACCUCGACCAGGUGUCCAUCAACACCAUGUUAGCGAGCUGCACGACUUGGCGGACAAGCCUCAGCAUCAUGCAAAGCGCUCGGCAAGCAGCCAUUCGCACCGACGUGGUCUCCUGUGCUUCGUGCAUGGCUGCUUGCGAGAGGCCCGGGAGAUGGGCCGAGGCGAUGGCCAAGAGCGCCCAGCUGCGAGACUGCGGCAUUCGUUGCGAUAGCGUUUGUCGAAAUACCGCCGUGAGCGCAUGCUGCAAGGCCGACAGGUGGGCUUGGGCCGUGCAGCUUUUCGCAGGCAUGCCGGAGCAGACACUGGGCCCUGGGGAGCUUGCGGCCAGCGCCGGCCUGGCCGCGGCCGCGCGGAGGAGAGCUUGGAGGUCCGGCCUGGCGCUGCUUGGCGACCUGCGCUUCUGCGGCCAAGGGGCAGCAGGGUGCGCGGAUGCUGUGGCCUACACGGCCAUGCUCUUGGCCUGCAUGAAGUCCUCCAAGAUCCGAGCUGUGGCGAAGCUGCUGGAAGACAUGAAGGCUUUGCGCUUGGAGAUCGGCCGAGCUGCUCAGAAUGUAGCCCUGGCCUUGCAUGAGGUGCGCGGCUUGUGGCGCUCGGCGCUCCAGCUUCUCCGAACCAUGCAGAGGAAGUGCAUCCAGACAGACCUGGCAGCCACCGUGGCCGCUGUUGGAAGCUGCGGAAAGACUGCAGCGUGGCAAGCUGCAGUGGAGGUAGCAACGUCGCUAUCAAGAGGGCAACUUCGACCGGACGUGGCAGUGUGUGACAGCCUGACUGUACCCGUUGCCGUGUUUUACUGGUUAUUGGGCGAUGCGUUUCGGCUUUGGUUGCUGGGCCAGGCUUCCACACUGUCUGGUGGAUUGAGGUACAGGAGGGCGGGCCGCAUGUCCGUGUGGACGGCCUCCAUAACCAAUGCCGGCCGAGCCAAGUCAUGGCAGAAGGCAGUGGCCCUCCUGGAGGAAGGGAUCUCACAGCGACUGCCCUUGAACACCAUCGUCUCGAACGCCGCCAUGGCAGCCUGUGAGAAGGCCAAGCAGUGGAAAGCAGUGUUAGCUCUGCUGAGCUCCCUCGGCUCCGACACUGUGGGGUGGAACUCGGCGCUUUCGGCAUGCGAGAAGAGUGGCUCGUGGCAAGUCGCGCUGGGCCUCUACGAUGAACUACCGUCGAGGCGCCUGCAGCCUGACGGCAUGACCUUCGGCCUCCUGAUCCGCGUGGCGCAGGUGGCUGGCGGCUGGGAAGCCGCUCUCAACGCACUCUCGGACAUGCGCGAAGCAAGCUUCAAGCCAAACGUCAUGAACUACGCCGUGGUUUUGCGGGGGUGCAAGGAUGUCGGAAGUUGGCAACCAGCUCUGGCUCUCCUCUCCACGAUGAUGGCAGAAGGUGUCCGCCCAGACGUGCUGGCCGUCAAUACCGCCAUGGCGGCCUGUGCCGAGCAGGGCUGCUGGGAGGUUGCCGUGGGCCUUUUGGCGCUCAUGCGCUCUGAGCUGUUGACCCCGUCCACCGCCUCGGCGAACGUGGUCAUGAAGACCUGCGGCCAGUGUGCAGCUUGGCCAGUUGUGUUGCUGCUGAUGGGCGCCUUGCAGGCAGGCCUGGGCGAGGGCCGAGACGCUGUUUCCUACGGCACAGCCCUGACGGCAUACGGCCGAGCUCGCAGGAGCGACCUGAUCUCGGAGUUGCUGGACGAAGUUGAGCGCCUUGACGUGCGCCUUACGGAGGUCUCCUUCACGGCGGCCCUGGCGGUCGCUUCGUGGAUGCACGUGCUGCAGCUACUAGCUCGCAUGAGCAGGCAGGCUCUCCAGCCUGGCGCGCAGCAUCUCACUGCGGCCAUGUUCUCUUGCAUCGAAGAUGGGGCGUGGCGCCGGGCGAUUCGACUGGCGGAGAACGGAGCUCUGCAACAGAAUUCCUUCGCCCUCGCCGCUCUUCUGCAAGCCUCCCGCGCGGGCCGGCAAUGGGCCAGCACGCUGGACCUUCUCCGGGAUUCCGGGAUCGAACCCAACACCGUGACCGUCACUGAAGCAGCUCGCGCUUUCGACUCUCACUCUUGGCCGUUUUCCAUUUCGCUGAUCUCUGCAGCGCGCUCACAGGGGAUUCAAGCAAACGAGGCUGGGCACAACAUCGUGGCUCGCACACUUUCCUUUGCAGGACUUUGGCAACACGGCCUCAGCUUGGCCGCCGCCGCUGGCUCUUGGGACCAGUCCCUUGCACUCUUGUCGGCCGCCACCCUGCGGCGUGCUUCCCCCAGUGGCUGCGCCCGAGCCUGGGAGCAGCCAGGACCGUGGCCCUGGACGAUGGCUUACUUGGCACAGAUGGUGCACGACCCCCUGGAAGUGCUGGAAACCAGCCAACGCUGCCUGAAAGCAUUUGCUCGUGCCGGGGACUUCGAAGCACUGCGCAAAGUGCUGGAGCAGAUGCGCGCGCUCCACGUGGAGCCUGAUGUCGUGCCGGCGUUCUUGGCACUGAGUGCCUUCGCCAACUCCGGUGCCUGGCGUGACGCGGCCGCUUUGCUGCGCGCUGUGGCCGGCGCGCAGGUUCAAGUGCAGCUGGUGGCCCAACACCGCCUGAUAGGGGCGAUGCACAGCGCCGGGAAGUGGCAGGAGGUCGUGACAUCCCUGGAUGGUAUCAAGCGGCUUGGCUACCUCCCAGACAUCUUCAGCUACGGCCUGCUCUUGGCUGCACGCGACCCGGGCAGUAGAGCAUGGCCGAGUGCCGUAAGGCUGCUGGACAUGGUUCUGAAAGAGAGCCUGGAGGUCAGUCAGGUCGCGCUGGGCGCCGCCUCGCAGCGCGCCGAACGUGCACAUCACUGGACGCUGGCGCUGCACUUCUGCAAUGGCAUGCAAUUUCAGAACCUUGCGAGCACCCGAGGCUUCAGUUCGGCCAUCAGCGCUUGCGAGAACUUAAGUCAGUGGCUCACGGCCUCCACGUUGCUCCGUCAGAUGGCCGGUGCUCACGUGCGCCGGGACAUGGUGCUCCGCAAUGCGGCCGCCGCUGCCUCCGGCGGGGCCGGGCGUUGGGAGGAGGCGCUGCGAACGCUGAAUUCUGGCGUGCUGCACGACAAGUCUGCUUGCGGGACAGGCUUGUCCGCCUGCGGCCGGAUGAGAGCCUGGCAGGCUUCCUUGCAGUUAAUGACUUCGGCUGCACAGAACCAGGUGCAAGUCGACAUGCCCAGCUGCAGUGUUGUGGUUUCCUGCUGCGAGCAUGCCUUGCACACCAUCGGAGCUGUUGGCCUGUUGGAGUGGUGCAACGACGCCGAGCCACUCCGGCGCCACGACCGCCAGAACUGGCAUGGGGCAGCAGACGCCACGCUGGAGGUUGCUGUCGCCGCUGUUUCUGGCCCUGCGUCUGAGGAAGCACCCAAGCUCCUCUCGGCGGCUCUCCGGGCACUGGGCGCGCUGGCCCCCGCGUUGCGAUCCGAGGCCUUAGGCACCGCGUCGCUGGAGCUGGCCUGCCGCGUGCUUGCAUCCAGCUCGGUGCCUCGCGCCCUAGAGCCUUGUCAGACUCAGGCCCUGCAGCUCCUCCGGUCCCUGGCGAAGAGCAGUGCGGAGUUGCUGGGUGGGAAGCAGGGCCUGGUGGCAGCAGUGGCCGCGGCUUUUGCCGCGGCCAAGGACGCGGCACCAGCAGUGGACGACCUGGACGAGGUGAGUAGCACCGCACAGUCCGGCCGCGAGUGCUUGCGGGCGCUUGCCCGACGGGCGCCGGACGAUGUGCUCCCAGCGAUCCUUGAGGCUGCCCAGAAAGCGGCCCAGUCAGCUGAUGCCUUGGACCGCGCGGCUGCAGUACAUGCCGUGGCCUUCGCGCUCUCGGGGGCGCAGGAGGCUCCGGCAGGCUGGGCGACUCCUCUCGUCCGCUCCCUGGGCGAUGGGGCCGUUUGGGUGCGGCAGGCCGCAUGCGAGGGUGCCGUGAUGCUGGCAGAAGAGCUGAAACCUUCGGCGUCUGCCACGGAAGGCUUCCUUCUGCUGCUGCAAGCUCUCAGCGCGCUGUUUCCGCGAGAGCCGCAGCCGGAUCUGUUGGAGAAGGCGGCGCUCGCCGUCGCCGCGCUCGUGCAGGAGCUUUCGAGUGACGAGGCAGCGCCCGUUCUCUCUUCGGUGGCUCCGGCCCUGAUUCAGGCGCUGACCAAAGUGUCGCGCGGCGCGCUGACUGCUGCUGCAAGCGCAGCAGCCGCCACCGAUGUGGGAAGCCGGCAGGAGGCCACGGAUGCCACUACGGCCUCUGCGGCAGCAGCUGCGGCUGUGGCCCGCGCGUUGCGCGCUCUGGCUGCUGCGACGGCGGACAUGUUUGCACCCUUCGCGCCAGAGGCAGCGCAAAGCCUGGUGUCCAUUCUUCGCACGGCGAGUGUUUCGGCUGGACCAGGCGCUGUCGGAAGUGGACCUUCGCCCUUGCUGACACCAGCCGUAUUGGCGGCGUGCCUGGAUGCGGCAGGUGCCGUCAUCGCUUCUGCUUGGGCGGAUCCCAGCUUCAGAGCGGAAAAGGAGGAGCUUGCGUCAACAGCGAGCAGCGUCCUGAUGGAUGCGCGUGCACCGAGCGAGGCCAAAGCAGCCGCUCACAGCUUCUACGCGCAGAUGGCGCUUGCACGAUUCGAGGAGUUUGCUCCAACCUUGGAUACGGUACUGCCUUUCGCCCUAGAGGCGAUGCGUGCUGCGGAAAGCGGUGAGGUUGUGAAGCACGGGCGGCGGCGAGCCGUUCGCACAGGAAGCCACGAGGAGCGACUGGCUGCAACUGAAGCUGUCGGCACCUACGUGGCCGCGGUGGGCGCGCGGUUUGCCCCUCACCUCCCGAGCGCACUCCCAGCCGUCUGCGCGCAGGCCAAGCAUGCCGACCCUGGUGUGCGGGCAGAGACCGCCAACGCGUUGGCCAAAAUGGGCAGAGUCCUUGGCGAUUUGGCCGGAGGCCUUCCUGAAGGGCAUGCCGACCGGCAAGCCGCUUCGAGCCUCGCAGAGGCAGUGGCACGGGGCCUGUGCGACAUUCUCUCGGAGGCUGGAUCCUCGCCGCUGCGCUGCACGCUGCAGGCCAAAGAG